Naegleria gruberi is the source of this 2850-nucleotide messenger RNA. RefSeq lists its product as uncharacterized. The transcript is spliced from 3 exons. NCBI's taxonomy places the organism in Eukaryota, Heterolobosea, Eutetramitea, Acrasida, Naegleriidae. The coding region runs from base 1 to 2850 and encodes 949 amino acids. The record is from RefSeq and is a predicted model, not a curated record.
AUGUGCUACAGUGCAAGUGAAAAAUUUGUUCCAAGUUUGGAUUUUCCUGAACUGCACACUUGUUUCAAGUUAUAUUUCAGAAAGAUAGCUCUGAGUGCCAUUGCUGAAGCAAGUAGUCAUUAUAGGCUUGCUAAGAAAUAUUGGAGCUCAUCUAACACAUACAGACCAAAGAAGUAUAUUGUUCAUACUUUUAGAGAUUUAUUAUUUGCUAUUCAAAUAGUGAAAUUCAGAAGAAUUGUUGACUUUUCUCAGUCCAACGAUUUGUAUUAUGAAAUAAUGGGAAAAGAGGAAACUGAUUGGAAUUAUUUUGAUUCAAUUUACUAUGCGAGAUAUCAAAAAAUGAAAGAGGAACUAAAUGAACUAGUAAUGCUACCACCAAUUGUGAAAGAAAUUGAAAAACUUCCAAACAGUAUUCAUGUUUAUGUCACUAGAAUGAAUAAUGACUUCCAAUCCAUCUCAGAUGAAUUGGAAAGCUAUUUUUCACUGGAUAUUACACACAAAAAUGAAAACAAUGUGGAAUAUCUAUAUUUUAGAGGAACAGAUGAAACUCCUCUAUAUUCAGAUUUUACCCUGAAGUUGUUUAAUGGUUGCAUACUCGGUAAAUUCAAUAAUGUCACGGAACUCAUCUGCCUCCCUCAUAAGAAAGCUAUUCCUGUUGGAAAUCGUUAUCAACCAAAGGUACUAGAUAUUAAAAAUGGUUGUACCAUUUGGAAUAUUGAAGCCAGUGCAAAUAUAGAAAAUCUCAUGGUACACAUAUACUAUGACAUUUUUACUCACAAUUGGAAAAUGUUACACAAUGAAAAACCUAGUUGUGAAAUUAUAUGGAAGAAAUUUAAGGAACUAGGCUAUGAAACUCCAAAUAAUGUAGAUUUUACGUAUACAUUUGAAGUAAUAUUGGAAAGGAAAACAUUUAUUAUUCAACAAAUUAACCUCUUUUCAAUUCAAGAUACGAAGAAAGAGGUAAUGGUCGAUUUUUCUGAAGAGCUCUACUCAACGAAGAGAUUAAAACAUAAUGGACUUACCUCACUGACUCACAUUACUAACUAUGCUAAGCAAAUUAACCCAUUGGAAACCAAAGAAAUAUUAAUUAUUGAAAAAUCAUGCAUUCUUUCAUAUAUCCUACCUCAAUUCAAUAUUUUGAGCAAUAGCUCUGAAAAUGCUGCAGAGAGAGUUACCAUUGAGCUUUUACGUACUUCUCUCAAUAAUCCUCAACUCAUUGAAAUGGCAAGAGAUUAUGUCACCCUUAGAUUCAACUCCUCUACGAUAUUCGAUUCCGUACACAAAAAGAUUUCACUCCUUGUUGAUAAGAUAUCAUUUGUUAUCAACAACGCAUGCGCAGCACCUUAUCCAUGCGCUACCGUCUAUCGUCCAUUUUCUGCUGAUUCUCUGUGGAAUAGUCGUCCGGUCAAUCCUGUCCUUGCUGAAAAUGUCACCAUACCAGAAUCUGAAGUAAAAUAUUACCCAGCAAUUGGUGAAGGAAGUUUCUCAACAGGUGUCUAUAUUGCAUCAGCCUCUGAUCCAUCAGUGACAGUUUAUGGUCCUUCUGAUUCGGUUGGAAUUAAUCUUUCUGAAGCUUUCGCCAAAGUACCAAGUCUUGUAAUUCCAAGAUGGCCAGGAAAUACUAUUCCUGCAUCAGGUGGUGAUGGCCAUUGUGAAAUUUAUGAUCCAAUUGAUAAUAGAAUUCACUCUUUCUGGCAAUUGAAGAAGGUGAAUGGUACAUGGCGUGCAACUCUUUAUGGAUGGUCUGCAUUGGAUGGACCUGGUUGGUCAACUCCUGCUACUUUUUAUUCUGGAGCUAGAGCAGUUGGUAUUGCCUCCUCUGCAGGAUUGAUUCGUACUCAUGAAGUAAAUGAUGGUGAUACCAUGUAUAGACAUGCUUUAACCAUGUCCAUGACCAAUAAUGGUUUGGACAACAAUCCUACUUAUGUCUUUCCAGCCACAGCUGCCGAUAGUGAUGCUGCAACCACUAACUAUGGUAAUAUUCCAGAAGGCAGUCGUCUAUUUUUGCCAUCUUCAUUCAAUGUAUCUAAAUUGAUAUCUACUCCAAAAUUGAAAAAGAUUGCUGAAACUUUGAAAACUUAUGGAGCUUAUGUCACUGAUAGAAAUUAUGGAACACCAUAUUUUAUCUAUGUUGAAAUGGGAUCCAAUUAUACACUCCAUCCAGGUGGUUGGAAUAAUGUAGCAGCCAGUGAAUUGCAAGUUAUUCGUGCAGCUCUUCGUCCAAUGGUUUCAUGCUCUGGUUGGCUUAAUGGAAAUGAUCAACAAGUCACAUUUACACAAAAUCAAAAUGUUUUAUCAAUGAGAGGUCCAUGGGGUUUAGAAAGUGGACCAUCAGGAGGAAGUUAUGAUACAUGGAAACAAGCUGUAGUGUUUGCUAAUAGAACUUCUAGGACAACCUUCAGAACUUACAGUGCAAACGGAUUUGCUAAGGUUUCCUGGGGAUCCCCAACAAGUGGAGUAUUAUAUAAUGUUACUGCCAAGACAACAGGUGGUGGUCAAUUCAGAUUGCUCUUGAAUAUGCAAUGUCAAAACAAGUCAAAUAUUGAUACAGGUGCGCUCUCUAAUGGACAAAGUUAUUUAUUUACAUGGCCAUCUUCAUAUUGCUCUAGUUCUAUUUUUGCCUAUAGUGGAGUCAACCAAGAAUCAAGUGUGUCUGUGACCAUGUUGAGAUAUGAAGCUCCACAACCACAAGAUACCUCAUCUAAAGGUGGAUCUACUAAUCCAUCUAGCUCGUCUACAAUUGUACCAACCCCAUCAAAAUCCUCAAGAAACGUCAAUAGUUCUGUAAGAGUGGAAUAUAGUUUGGUUCUUGGCAUUUUCUUUGUAAUUCUAUCACUUCUUCAAUUCUAG